Molecule: messenger RNA, 7641 nt
Organism: Patiria miniata (bat star)
Lineage: Eukaryota; Metazoa; Echinodermata; Asteroidea; Valvatida; Asterinidae
Product: proteoglycan 4-like
Exons: 5
Coding region: 726-4052 (1108 amino acids)
Source: RefSeq, a predicted model, not a curated record
CCGCUCAGUCCCCUUCAGCUCUGUACCCUGGCUGCCCCGCACUGCCUCGUUAAUAUUGGCUCCCCGACUGAGAACUUGAAUUCAGCCUCCCAUGUCGCGUCGGUGAGUGAAUGCCCGUCCACCGUCCCUCGCCCGUCAACAGAAAGAGAGAGAGACAAGGGAGAUGGAAAAAAAAUAUCGAAUUCCAUCGCGGCACUGCGGUCCAUCAACACGCACAACGACUGGCCAUUAAUAACGGAGAGCGCAUUAGGCUAGGGGCCCAGUUCGUGCUGUGAGUGUGUGCCGUGAACACAAUCCGCGGAGCUGAACCGUCGUCAGUGUAUAGGCAAACCAGCACCGUACAUGCACCGUGUUCUAGCGAGGCACACACCGUUCCGUCUGCACACACUCACGGCGCGCUGUGUCUUACCCGGCUCGCUGGUCAUUACUGUAUCCGCCAGGCAAGGCAAUAGGCCCCGUGCUUUCGCGCCGUGCAGAUGCAGCCUGCCUGGAACACACCCAGUAUUCAACGACCUUGUGUAUUAGUACAGCGCAUGCCAGUAGGGUAACGGUGAUGCGAACGAGACAGCUUGAGUGGGCUUGAAGAAAGCCAGUCACUGUACACACAUACAUUGACUCGACACGGGGAGACAGUGCGGUGACAAGUCACAGCUUGGUUCAGUCACCAACAUCGUCUUCUUCUCCAUUCCUUCAUUGUUGUCAGUACAUGAACGUUGUCAUCCAAGAUGGAGUUGUCUGAGAUCGGCGAGAGAGUUUACGCCGUGGAAUCGUUGCUCAAUCGUAGAAUUCGUGAGGGAAAGCCUGAAUAUCUGGUCAAGUGGAAAGGCUGGUCUGCAAAGUACAGCACAUGGGAACCAGAAGCAAAUAUCCUGGCCAAAUGCCUGGUUGACGUGUUCGAGGACAGGCGCAAAGAACUUGAGUCCACCGUGGUCAAGAAAGGCAGGAAACGAAAAAGGACGCACAAUCAGGUUCACUCCGGGGUCGGAUUGUUGAGGAGUGCGGAACUUAAACCUGAGCCCAAAGACGAGGACGGCACGUUGGCAGCGGGUAACGCCUCAGCAGUACCGGGAGAUGAGCCCAGAGCCACGGGGAACAAAGACCCGUCUGGCGCGGAGUGGACGGCCAAUAGUACGGGCGGUAACUCCCAGGGUACGGGUGACGGUGGGAGCGGUGGUGAGAGCGAAACACGGACUGCAGCAGCAACUGUGGAAGAUUCAACUGACGACGAUGACGACGACGAUGAUGAUGAUGAACCACCCACUAAGAAAAUAUUCACAUCAGCAGCCAGCGGACAAAAGGAUCGUAGUCAGAGUUUGACCAAUGGAUCAACGGGGACAGGCCAGCCUUGCACCAAGGAUUCUGGUAACCAUAGCAACAAGGAGGCAACCAUUUCGACGGGAAAAUCGAAGAGUGGAUCCGCCGAGCGCACGCACGGAGCGCGGGAUUUGAAACUCGGCCACGCCCUGAAAUCCAAACACAAGACGAAAUCCUCCAAGAAGAUGAAGCACCCUAAGGGCGUCAAGCCUAAGGAGGAACUGACAGGUUUGCUGAGGAAGACUAAGAAGAGGAGAAAGGAUAAGAUGCGGUCCAAGAAACGUAAAUUAUCUUCCUCGCUCGCCAAGGAGAAACGAGACAGCGGUGACAAAAAUGUGAAGAAGAGACAUAAAAAGAAGCAUCGACGUCGCCACCGUGCUUCGUCUGAACACGCGGAGGAAGGUUUACUCAAGAAACAUCGAUCAGUCAAAGGAGAAAAGAAGAAAGCACGUAAGAAGAAGAAGCCACACCCACUCACAACAAUCAAGGUUGAUUCCACAGUCUGGGACUUCCACGAUAGUGAUUCCAACUCGGGCAUUUCCGUCAAGACUUCGACCGACAAGAAACUCAAAUCUCCGGUCAAGCUUCCUUCUGAGAAACCUCUCGCUGUCUUGCACAUCUCGGAUAAAUCUCUGGGUGCUCUGACGGCCAUGGACAAGUCAACAAUCUCGCCCAAAAAUAGCGCGGCCUCGGAUGACCCGAAACCUAGGAAUAACACCACCGUGACUAUUCCCGAACGGGCAUCGAAAAGUCCAACCGCUGGAUUGCAUUCCCCGAAGAAAUCGGCCUCAGCAGAAAAAUUACCGAACGUGAGAAUUUCCGAGGGUGAGGGUAAUAGGAUUUCCAUAAUACUGUCCACCUCUGCCCUGUCACCGAAUUCUGCCAGACUACAUUCGACUACAAGCCCCGGCCGUUCGCCCAACUCCGAGAAAUCGCCCAAAUCGGAAAGACAGCCAACGGCCGCAAAAAAACCUGCUGGUAGUAAAGCACAACCAGAAAAACCGCCAAGUAGCUCAGAGAAAUCACCCCCGUGCGACGGGCAAGCCGAUUCUGAUAAACAGCCCAAUCCAGAACGAUCGCCCAAUCUGGAAAGAUCGCCCAACUCCGAAAAAUCGCCAUCAUCUAUAAGGCUGGCUGCUUCUGCUUCAGUGCCCACAUCAGAAAGACCGCCAAAUCCUACAACCCCUCCCACUCCUGAAACUCCUCCCACACCUGUAACUCCUCCCACACCUGAAACUCCUCCCACACCUGAAAGUCCCGCCUCUCCCAAAUCUCCAGUUACACCAACAAGCCCGCCUACAUUAGAAAAAGCCACCACUUGCCAAAGAUUAACCACAUCCGUACCAGAAAAGCAAGUAAUAUCUGAGAAAACUGUAUUAAACCAGAGAUCUUCAACAAAGGAGAAGUCUUUAACUGAUCGACCGCCAACAUCUGAAAGACCGCCCAUGAAAGUAAGGCCGCCUUUAACUGACGCCCCGCCCCUAUCCGAGAAAACGUCUUUAUCUGCGGGACAGAAUAUUUUCCCUAAGCUGCACUUCUCCAGCAAACAAAUUUGCGUCAAGAAAACCAACAUUUCUGGGAAAAUUUCGACGGAAUUGGAUCGCAUGUCCUGUCCCAAAAAGUCACAGACUAUCGACAAACCCAACUGCGUGUCGCCGCCCAAAUCAGCGGACAGAUCGCCGCCCAAAUCGCCCACAGCUAAAAAACCGCCCACUUCGCAGCGGCCAAUCAGCAAUGGCGGUUCACAAUCUACGCCAAAACAACCAAUCACAACCAAGACUGUCAGCUACCCCGAAAGACCGUCCAAUGGCAAAUCAAUCGCCAACCAUGGGCAACAGGCCAAUUCCAUAAAAUCUCCCAAUUCCGUAAGAGUGCCCAACUCCGGAAAACCGCCCAGCUCCGUAAAACCGCCCAGCUCCGUAAAACCUCCGUCUGCAGGUAACUUGCCAGUAUCUGGGAAACCCGCCAGCUCAGAAAGGUCAUCGACCUCAGGAGUUCCCAUCAAGAAACUUUCAAUCACUUCAAAACCGCCCUCUCUAUUGGUCAGGCUUCCUAUCACCAAUAAGCACUCAUCGGCUGAGAAACCUCCCUCCUCCACGAAAUCACCAACAGCCACGCCCAGUUCUCCCCAUAGCGACCGCCUACCUGCAUCAGAACGAACAACGCCCACAGACAAGACCGCAUCACUGAAGUCGCCCAAUUGGGAUAAAGCGCCCAAUCUCAAACGGGUACACAACGGUGACAAACCGGCCAUAACAGAUCGAUCGAUGAACUCGGUCAGGAAAACGAACUCGGACGGUUUGCAGAUUCCUAAACGGGCGCCCAUUCGUACUAAUUUACUCCACACUGAGGCUCAGCCCGGACCAGGUCGACAUCCAAGUACACCGUCCCCAGGGCCUCCGAAGACAACCCCAUCAAAGAGUCUUCACAAGAAGACGAUUCCCCAAUCAACUCCCACCCCACCACCCCCAGCUCAUGACCCCAAUGUACCCCUCGAUCUCAGCAUCAAUCGUACUUCACACCAAACUACCGUAGCUAACACCCACGUCACCAAAACAUCAGACGUGACGAGACGACCCAAGUCUUACCCUUCCCCGCCCCCUGCCCAUCGAUUCUGGAGCCCCGCCCACCCGCACAAUCUCGAUUACAUCGUGGUGACUGACGUCACGGCGCGGGAUUUCACCAUUACAGUCAGGGAGAGUUACACUCCAGAAGGAUUUUUCCAGAGCUGCGCGUGAUGGAUUUAGCCCUGGGGACGUGUCACGUGGCGUCUGUCUCCAACCUGAACAGCCACACUGUAAUUUCAUUUAUAUCUCAGCGAGCAGGGAACGAGUGUUGUUGAAGAAAACACAAACCAAAUCCUUCUCACCCUGAAUGCAUAAGACAGGGCUGGAUACCCCUGUGCGUACGUUGACCUGGAUAUCAAAAAAAAAUCACUUAAAUGCAUUGGAUGCAUGAAUCAGGUUUGAUAUUCCAUCAGUUCGCAUAAUCAGGGUGAUUUCGGCUAAGAGCACUACUAAUCCUUGUCACCGUGAAACAAUGCUGAUCACAACCGUGAAGUACCGGAGCAAAAUGAUAUUAAAUGUAAACAAAUGAAGCUUUGGCCGCGUGAUUAUAGGACACGCAGUCUUUGAACUUGUAAUAUUAUAAUGAUGUGAACGAUAUGUCUUUACGCUACCCCCUGUGUAAUGUCACUCGUCGUACCGCUAUACGCGCCUAGUUCUUGUUUAUGCGCUGAUAACGUACGGCGAGGGGUAUAUUUUUAUGCACCAUUUUUUAAGGUCUUGUAAAAGCCGUUAGCAGCGGCCGGUUAUGUGAAAAGAGUUUUAUAUAUCGCGCCAUGAAAUUGCUUGUUUGUACGUUAUGAUGUUUAUUUGUCUAUUUCGCGGCAUGGCUCAAACCGUGAUUCAAGAGUAUUUUGGUCGAAUUUAUUUGUAUGUGUGUUUUUCUUGUUUUAUCGGCGCGGGAAAUGUGACAUAGGCCGAAAAUCUGGCGGGAAUGCAAAAAAAAUAUGCGCAUUGUGUUUUGGCGCCGUAGGCAAACCACUGUAUUUUGUUGGACAGGUCUGCGUGGUCUACGUUGAACGAGUCAAGUAUACUCAAUGCUAAACAUACUGCCAUUAUAAUGUACAGUGAAUCAAUAGCAAGUGGAUAAACAGGGAUGUCACGUGUCUUUGUUUUGCAUUGUCAAUUCGAGCAAGCGGCCCCGCUAUUUUCACUGUUGCAUUUUAUAUAUUACUGUACGUAUAUAUUAGUAUUUAUUGGUUGUACAGAAAUUUUACUCAUUGAACGUCAUAGACAUCAGAACAUUUUGUUUAUAUGUAUGACAUGGAUAUAGUGAACUAUUGACCGUUGUUGAUUGUGUAGUGUAACAUACUCGAGCAUAGAGUUGUUAUUUGCUAAAUAUAUUCACUGGAGGUAAAUGGGCGGAUCCAAGGAAGGAGGGGAAUAGUUUAAAAAUAGCUUCAUUUUGGAUUAGAUAAUGAUUUGGUUUCCUUUGAAAAACACAUUCAAAUCGAAGAGAGGCGGGAAGGGGCGGGGUUUUUCCUUGAAAAAGUAGGCGUAGAUUUCCGGAUAUGUUGGUAUUUCCUUAUCACGGCUGUUCGUCCCUACAUGGGGAGGAAGGACACGCCCCUCCAUCCUGGAUUCGCUAGUAGGAAGUGAUCUGUUUAGAUCAAUCGAUUGAUCAGGUAUUAGCAAUUGGUUAAUCAGUAAUUGGAAAGGUAAAAAGAUAAUGACGGCCUGCAUAUAAAUAUUCGCACAGUUACACCGUUCUCUGUAUUUAAAAUGUGGUAGAUUUUACAUACAACUUUUUGUUAUUUGGUGUUUUGUAUUCGUGGAAAAGCAGGCUAACUAACGGCUCUGUUAUUUGAUAAAACUUGUAAGAUAUUACACUGGCAAUGUGAUUUACAUCCAGACUUGUAAAUGCUUGGUUUUUGGAGAUGUUUGUUCGCACACCGUACCUCUUGUUUUAUAAGUAGAACACUCUCGUUAAAAGCUGUGUAUUUAUGUAUGUAGCCGAAGGGGUUUGGAUGAUGCUUGUAAUGUUGUAUAUAUACCCGUGUGAACCGCCCAGGAUUGGACCGGGAGAUACCGACACUGCUCGGCCGGGAAAAGCCGCGAGCGCACGGGGUCAAAAGGGCGAGACUGACACGCUGAUACGCUGGCCUUCUGGUAAACCUGCUCCAUUGACUCAACCUUGUGUCUACCGAAAGGGAAAACAAAUAUCACUGCAUUAUUGUCCUCGGUGCGAUCGUACCACUGGCUGAAGUGUGUGGAUGUCAGGAGUGACAUUGUCUUCAUAUUCAACCCUUCAUGAAUAUCAGAAUUAUAUAUAAAUGGAUGCAUCUAUUGCCCCUUAUUCAUUGGUAAUAAGGUUAUUAUGCUCCGGUGUAUACGGGGCACUGAUGCAUUUUGCACGGCAUUUUUAUUGUUGACUGUUUUUCGGGCUGUGUAGUGUUCAGUUACUCGCUUGACAAAAAGCCAUUGCUAUGGAAGCCGAGCUGUGAGCCAUACGAACGGAUAGCUGCUCAAUGGAGGAUAUGUGACUCGCUGAAUGAAAUUCCAGCAAGACGGCUGUAGCAGUGCCAAACAGCACAGACAGGCUGCGAAGGCUCUCAUUUUUGUUCGAGCUUGCCGCCAUGUUUUUUUCCGUAUUGUUCCGUAUUGCAAACCCUUUGAAAAAAGAGCUUUUCAACCGCGGUUAUUUGAUAAAUAUUUAUUGGGUCAGGGUCGAGAGCAGGGACGAGAGCAGAUUCCUUCGUUUAUUAUAGGCACCAAUGAAAAUAUCACUUAUUUCCGUACAUAUUUGGUUUUAGGAUCCGUUUUUCCGUUGGUAAUAUCGUUUUGCCUGUUAGUUUUUGACCUUUGGCACCAGGAAGGACUCUAGAUCGGAAACCGGAGCUGUCAGACCAAUUAGCGGGGUGUAAAGAAGUCCCAGUCAUUCAUGGCGACGGAGGGAGAAGGGUAAAGGGUGCCAGACUCCAAGACACGAGCGCGAGGAGAAAGAAGCUGUCCAAGACGGUUCAAUCAAUUCAAUGGACUAUAUUCAGCAGGCUUCGUCUUGUUUCCCAUGAUCAUAGUUGAAUUCGCGAUGGAGUAUUGUCGUUAUACCAUAGGCACCAGACUUAUCCAGGAAACCAAAAUGGCGGCUGAAUGUGAUUGCUUUAUUGGAAUCAAUGUAUAAUUCUGAAUUUCCAUACUUGAAGUUGAUUUACAAAUCAUUCAAAGUUACAGAUUAUGAAACAAAAAUAUGUUUUUUUAUGUUGAUAUCUAUAAAAAUAGGAACACAAGACUAAAAAGUGCACCGCACUGUCUAUUUGGUUCUUCCACUCCGCAGGCACCAAAUGUUAUAAGUAGAACACGUUGUGCUCAAAAUAAUCUUGAUUGUAGAAAAAAAACAAUUGAAGCUACUAGAUAACAUUAGACAGGUCGUGUUAUCGACACCUGUGGAUAUAUUAUAAUGUAGCACGUUUAACAACGCACAUAGUCAAGAAAUAUAAAAGUCUUCUACCAAAAAAGCUGCCUUUGUUGAUAGUGUUAGUGCAGAUGUGCUUUUUGAAUAUUAAUGGUUAGACGUAUUUAAUCGAUGUGCUCCUUCAACAGAUACGUGAACGUCCUAGAUCACGCGUUCGGCUUAAUUCACUGCCUUGUUUUGAAAACGUAUAUGCAUUGUAAUUUAUAAAGCAAAGUAUUGUCAAAGUAUUUCAGUAUUGUAGAUUUUGUACGGAAGCCACUGUUCUCUGUUGAUCAAUGUUUUAUCGAUGUUUGUUGCAUAUACCGUUAUUGCAUUGUUUGAAAAAUAAAGCAAAGAUGUUAAGAACAGACA